AUGUGGGGUGGGCGAAGUUGCUUUAUGCGAAGCCUGCCACCGUUGUACGAUGUGCUGGGUUCAUCCCUCUCACCCCUGCUGUUCAUACUGUGCAUGGACACGAUAACGAAGGAAAUCCAAAAGCAGCAUCUGUGGACUCUACUCUUUGCCGACGGUGUCAUGCUCACGUCGAAGUUUCGAGAUGAUCUUCAGAAACAAGUUUUGGAAGGAUCGGCUGCAGCAAUAUGGAUUGCACCUCAACACAUGGUUCAAUUCGUGUCGAUGGCACCGAAUUAA
Messenger RNA from Necator americanus (New World hookworm), 276 nucleotides. RefSeq lists its product as uncharacterized. The transcript has a single exon. Bases 1 to 276 code for a protein of 91 amino acids. The record is from RefSeq and is a predicted model, not a curated record. NCBI's taxonomy places the organism in Eukaryota, Metazoa, Nematoda, Chromadorea, Rhabditida, Ancylostomatidae.